Molecule: messenger RNA, 1534 nt
Organism: Fukomys damarensis (Damara mole-rat)
Lineage: Eukaryota; Metazoa; Chordata; Mammalia; Rodentia; Bathyergidae
Product: PHD and RING finger domain-containing protein 1-like
Exons: 2
Coding region: 179-775 (198 amino acids)
Source: RefSeq, a predicted model, not a curated record
GGACAUGAUUUCACCCCUUAUUGAAACACACCCUGAAGACUUCACGGAGCAGUAGCUCAGUUUCCAGUCGUGGCUUCCAACGAAGGCCACAUCACCGCCUGCAGAUACGUUUACCUUCCGAAGCCUCCCUGCUAUCCGUAGGAGCCAGACAGGAAAAUACAUCUUUAUUGUUUUAGAAAUGAGAAAACUGAGGAUCAGAGGUUACCGCAGCACAAAUCUACCGCCUCACAAACUUGGAACCAGUUUCUCACUAACUGCGAUCCCACACUCACCCUCACGCCCCUGGCCACCCACCCGGAAACCCACCCGCUUCCUCCCGUACCCUGCCCCCCAUGCACACACCCCCAAGCGCUCUGCAAGUCCCAGGAGAGGAUCCCAAUCCCUUGGGCCUCCCCAGCCCCUUCGCAGGCGACGCGAAUCCUCCCCGAGAGACUCACUGGUCAGGCUGAGGACCCAGAAGCCCAAGACCCAUAGAGCGGAAACCGAACUCACCCGCAGACAAAGAAGACGAUGGCGAGCCAGAGCGCCUGCGCCUGCGCACUGCUUGGGCGAGCUGCACUCCCAGCGGUCUCUGCCAGCUUCGGCUCAGAGCCCCGCCGAGCCAACCGCUGUCGGCCCGUCCUCCACUUUUGCGCCUGUGGACUACAUUUCCCAGAAGUUUCAGUGUUUCGAGUCAGCUUUUCCCGGGAACUUUCUUCCGCCGGAGCUUGGAGGACCGUCUCCGCGGUCGGGGCAGGAGUGUAAGCAGGACUCAGAACAUUAUACCUGUGUUUGACCCCUGGGAGAGGGCAGCGGUGCCAAGGGGUAAGAUAAACUCUAGAAACAGUAAUCGCACCUGUAAUUCCUGCGCUGAGUCAGGAAGAUCGCAAAUUCGAGCCUAGCUGGAGCAAUUUUGUGAGUAAGCAAGAUACUGUCUCAAAUAAAAAAUUUCAAAGGCCUCUGAGGAUGUAGUUCAGUGCAGAGGCCCUGGGUUCAAUCUCCAAUACUGCACACAAUGGUAAUAGCUCAGAGUCGCUGGGCAGACUUUAUGAAAAGAGCGCGGGAGUGGGACAGUCUUGGGCACCCUCUGCUCCAAGGUGUCCCCUGAGCUACGUUCCCCGGAGGGCGCAGAGUCCUCAGUCUCCGAAGAGAGCAGCCUGACAGUCAGCGCGGCCUCUACCUAGUGCACGAUCCUGGGCUCUUGUAAGGCUGGAGUCUGUCUUUGCGUCGAGCAAGUACUCUUUCUGAAAAAGCCUUUUUCUUCUAGCUGUACUUUCCCUUUCCUGAGCAAUACCCUCACUUUUUGUCUCGGUGGCGUAGCUGGGGUGGGAAGAGGGCUCUCGAACCUCGAAGGCACGUUUUUGGGGCUGUAUUCAAAUAGGUUAAUACAUUCGGAUUUGUUAGAGGGUGGCGCUAGAGGCACAAAUUCUGGAUACUUUGUAAAAGCCCACUCUUUUGAAAGCUCUGAUUUCAACACUCUCUCCUCUUCUGAACCCAUCACUUCCUGAAGUCCAUUCCCCUUUCCUCUCCUCCCUGUCCUCCUCCUCCUCUUCCC